UUGAAGUUCAAGAGCAAGAUUUUAAAGAAAUUUUCUCAACUCUCAAUCUCAAGCAUAGGUGAGUUUAUUCAAUCACUUUUGCAACUAUGAUGUUUAAUUUUCUCUUCAGAAAUUUACUUCAUAUUCAUGGAAGAUACGCUAACUUAGCUUUAUUAAACCCUAAUAAAUUUCAAGAUUUUUCGUGUCCAUUUUUUGUCAAAUACAUCUCAACCAACUCAAAUGAACAUUCUUUUAUCGUCUCAUAUCUUAUUAAUUCACGUGGGUUGUCUUCUGAAUCUGCUCUAAAGGCAUCCAAAAUAGUUCAAUUUGAUACUCCGGAAAAACCGGACUUAAUGGUAAACAUUUUCAAGAGCAGUGGCUUCUCAGAAAUCCAAGUCUCAGACCUCAUCAGAAAAAGCCCAAAACUGCUUUUGUGCAAUCCUGGGAAAACCCUUUUGCCAAAACUUGAGUUUUUUCACUCCAAAGGCGUUUCAAGUCGUGAUCUUGCAAAACUUUUAUGUCGUCGACCUAAUGUCAUUCAAAGGAGCUUAAAAAACCAAAUAAUCCCUUCCUUUCAUUACCUUAGUAACUUGCUUCAAUCUAGUGAAAAGGCUAUUACUGUUAUUAAAAACUCUUCACGCAUUCUUGAAACUUAUAUAGGACCUAAGAUUGACAUUUUGCGAUAUUAUGGUGUGCCUGAGGCCAAGAUUUCCACGUUUUUGUGUCAUUGGCCUCAUUCAUUCUUAUCAAAAUCGGAUCAAUUUAAAGAAAUUGUGAAGGAAGUCAAGGAAAUGGGUAUCAGUCCUUUGAAGAUACAGUUUGUUCUAGCCAUUGUAGCGAAAAGAAUAAUGAGCAAGUCGCACUGGGAAAGGAAACACGAUGUUUAUAAGAAAUGGGGUUGGUCUGACAAAGAGUUUUUAGCGACAUUUUCAAUGUAUCCAUGGUGUAUGAUUGCAUCAGUGGAUAAGAUUACGGCGACAGUGGACUAUUUCGUGAACAAGAUGGGUUGGGAUUCUUUCAUUAUCUCGAAACACCCAUUACUUAUUACAAUGCGCUUGGAGAAGAGGCUUAUACCUAGGGCUGCAGUAAUUCAUUUUCUGUCAUUGAAAGGUUUGAUCAAUAAAAAAAUAAAUAGUUUGACUUAUAUGUUUGAGUGCCCUGAAAACACCUUCCUGCAGAAAUCUGUGAAUUCUUAUGAUGAAGCUCCCUAGUUAUUGAAGUUGUACCAAGAGAAGUUGAAUCCUUCAGAAAAGGCAAAAUGAUCAUUGUGUAGAAACAUGGAUGCAUUAUUUGUAGAAUCCUUACAUUGUAAAAUCCAAAUUGCAAUGUUCUAUAAGAAAUGGAGUUUGUCUGAGGAAGAGAUUUUUGAAGCAUUUGGGAGGAAUCCAUGGUUUAUGAUGGCAUCUGAGUAUAAGAUUAUGGCAGUAAUGGAUUUUUUUUGUCAGUAAAAUGGGUUCAGAUCCUUCGGUUAUUGUCAAACGCCCAAGACUUAUUACAUUGAGCCUGGAAAAGAGAAUUGUUCCAAGGGGCACCUGUCUUUCAGUUUCUGUUGUCAAAAGGUUUGGUAAAGGAAAACCUUUACUUGCCUAAAUUGUUUUUGACUCCAGAUAAGUUGUUCUUGGAGAAGUUUGUGGACUGUUAUAAAGAGGAAGCUCCUGAGGUGUUGACGCUGUAUAAGAUAUAAAUAGAACUUCUCAAGAUGACUACAAAGUGGGUUGGCAUGGUUUAGAGUGAUGCAAGUGUGUAAUCCAUACAUUCUGAUUUCGGGUUUUUUUUUUUUGCCCUUUCUUUUAAAUGUUCUGUAGUUUGAUUCCAGAACACAAUUUUCUUGCUUGUUUAUCAUUUCCAUAUCUUUCUUA
Messenger RNA from Pistacia vera, 1838 nucleotides. RefSeq lists its product as uncharacterized. Lineage: Eukaryota; Viridiplantae; Streptophyta; Magnoliopsida; Sapindales; Anacardiaceae. Bases 87 to 1190 code for a protein of 367 amino acids. Gene Ontology annotation, biological process: regulation of DNA-templated transcription; chloroplast organization. The record is from RefSeq and is a predicted model, not a curated record. Gene Ontology annotation, cellular component: chloroplast. The transcript is spliced from 2 exons. Gene Ontology annotation, molecular function: double-stranded DNA binding.